This is a messenger RNA of Phymastichus coffea, 3635 nucleotides long. Its product is annotated as adenosylhomocysteinase-like 1. Lineage: Eukaryota; Metazoa; Arthropoda; Insecta; Hymenoptera; Eulophidae. The record is from RefSeq and is a predicted model, not a curated record. Gene Ontology annotation, biological process: L-methionine cycle. The transcript is spliced from 11 exons. Gene Ontology annotation, cellular component: cytosol. Bases 632 to 2170 code for a protein of 512 amino acids.
GCGUGACCCUCCGCACGACUGUACCCAGUGCCAGCGCUUCCCCGGGGAACGCUUCUUUUUUUUGACUUUCUGGAUUGUUUCGAGCCCGACAUGUUUCUGUCGUGAUUUUCCUGCAUUCUCGAAGGUGUGUAGCAGCUGGCAGAUCAAUACAGUAGAUUAGCAGAAAAAGCUACAAGCAUGGUGCAGUUUUUUCUUGUGUAAUUACAUUUGCUUUAUCGAUAAAUACAUGAUUUUAUCUAUGAUAUUAAUCAAUCAAAAACAGAUGAUCCGAGAGAUGUACUCGAGUGGCACUGCACAUGCAUAAGCCACACAUUUGGUCUGUUGAUAGAUUCUUAUCCAAUUAAGCAUAUUGACUCAUCGACAUGGGUAUACAGAGAUCAAGCGAAUUAUAUUUCUUUUGAAGGGGACUAAACAUUGUGGCUUGUGCCAAUUGAGUCUCAUCAAGCUUGAAUGAAUUUGAAGUGUGGACAAUCUAUUAGAAAACUGAAAGACUGCCAGUUAUUGUUGUGAAAUGACUGUGUGCCGUACUAUACAUAUAACGAUUGUUGGCAAGUUAUGAAAUACAUCUAGUGAUCUGCAGCUGUCGAAUUGUUGUAUCCUCGAGAAUGCAAAGUAUUGGCUCUAUUCAAUAAUGCUCAAACAAUUGCAAAAGGAAUCCAAGUCCGGCGCUUUGAAGAAAGCUGGGAGGUACAGGAGUCGCUCUCUGUCGGCAAGCAGCACCGACAGUUACAGCUCGGCCUCCUACACGGGAAGCAGCAGCGAGGACGACGACCAGUCGCCGCGCGAGAAGAUCCAGAAGAGCGACAAGGGCUUCGCGGACUUCUGCGUGCGCAACAUCGAGCAGCACGCCUUCGGCCGGCGCGAGAUCGAGAUCGCCGAGCAGGAGAUGCCCGGCAUCAUGGCGCUGCGCAAGAGGGCCCGCGACGACAAGCCGCUGAAGAACGCCAAGAUCGUGGGCUGCACGCACAUCAACGCGCAGACGGCCGUGCUGAUCGAGACGCUGGCGGAGCUCGGCGCCCAGGUCAGGUGGGCCGCCUGCAACAUCUACUCCACGCAGAACGAGGUCGCGGCGGCGCUCGCCUGGUCGGGCUUCCCCGUGUACGCGUGGCGCGCCGAGACCGAGGAGGACUUCUGGUGGUGCAUCGACAAGUGCAUCAACGCCGAGAACUGGCAGCCCAACAUGAUCCUCGACGACGGCGGCGACGCCACCCACCUGAUGCUCAAGAAGUACAACGCCAUGUUCAAGAUGAUCAAGGGCAUCGUGGAGGAAAGCGUAACAGGUGUUCAUCGCCUCUACCAACUGUCGAAGGCGGGCAAAUUGUCGGUCCCAGCGAUGAACGUCAACGACAGCGUGACCAAGACCAAAUUCGACAACCUGUACAGCUGCCGCGAGAGCAUUAUCGACAGUUUUGGCAACAGCCUGAAGAGAUCGACCGACGUGAUGUUCGGCGGCAAGCAGGUGGUCAUAUGCGGCUACGGCGAGGUUGGCAAGGGCUGCUGCCAGGCGCUCAAGGGCCUCGGCUGCAUCGUUUACAUCACCGAAAUCGAUCCCAUCUGCGCCCUCCAAGCCAGCAUGGACGGCUUCCGCGUGGUCAAACUGAACGAAGUGAUCCGCAACGUGGACAUCGUGAUCACGGCGACGGGCAACAAGAACGUGGUCACUCGCGAGCAGAUGGACAAGAUGAAAAACGGCUGCGUGGUCUGCAACAUGGGCCACAGCAACACCGAGAUCGACGUCAACAGCCUUCGUACGUCGGACCUCACCUGGGAGAAAGUGCGAUCUCAGGUUGACCACGUGAUCUGGCCAGACGGCAAGAGGAUCGUGCUGUUGGCCGAGGGCCGCUUGGUCAACCUGUCGUGUUCCAGUAUUCCGUCCUUCGUCGUGUCCAUCACCGCCGCCACGCAGGCGCUUGCACUCAUCGAACUGUUCAAUGCGCCAGCCGGACGCUACAAGAGCGACGUAUACCUACUGCCUAAAAAAAUGGACGAGUAUGUAGCCUCAUUACAUUUGCCUACGUUCGAUGCCCAUUUGACAGAAUUAACCGACGAACAAGCUAAAUAUAUGGGCUUGAAUAAAGCUGGACCUUUCAAGCCUAAUUACUACCGAUGCCUUUCUCAAAGUCUGGCGUUACGCCUGAGACAAAAAAUUUUACAAAGUAGCAAUAAGUAGCAGCGAUAUUUGAGUGUGUAGGCGAUAAACGGUAUAAUGUAACCCGCGUUACUAAAUGGGAUUUGCAGAAACAAAACAAAACAAAACAAAAAGUAAAAACAAAAACAAUGUGGAUCGUCGUUCCGAUCCGUCAACGAACAGAGACUUACCAUGAUGCUAAAACAGUAUUUCCAAAGUGAAAGAGAACGAACAUUAUUAAAAUGAUUUCGAGAGCACAGAUGUAUCAUUCCAAAAGAACAAUGCUAUACAUACCUUCUGGUCUACUCGGUUGUAAUGACAAAAUUAAGAUGUAAGAAGGUCUUACAAUGAGAAUGUGCAAAUGUAACGUAGUAUAUUUUGUAAAUAAUAAUUGUGUCAUGCGGGUUUCACGUUACGAGCCACGCUGACGGCAUGAAACGCGGCUCACUUUAUCGCCCCAAACAUGAAACCACUCAAUAGUUUUUAAACGAAAUGUUCUAGAAAUCAUGUGAUUUUCCUUCUUUGUGGCCAUUAAUUAUCGAUUUUAUGUGUAAUAGUCUACCUUUCAUUUAAUGUAUUUAAAAUCGUAUCGAAUUGUUUGAUUCAUUUUUAAUCUUUGCAAUGCUUUUAUGAAAAAGUGAUUUUUAAGACUUGUCAGCCAAGGAUGUGUGAACGGGCAAUGUUAAUUGAUGGUGAAGGUCAUGCAGACCUGUGCUUUUUGUCUCGAGGAAAAAAACCGAAUGGAUUUUUUUGUGUAAUGUAAAAAAAAACGAAUGAAUGUUAUCUUGGUGAGAAAAAGAAAUAUUUAAUGAAAAACAAAGCGAUUGAAUAGUUUUUAGCCGUAUACAGUUACUUACAGUCACCCAUAACGAGUGAGCAGAGCGAAUACACUAAACAAAUCCUCCACUCGGCAUAGUAAAAGAGUUUAGAUUAAUGUGAAUUAGGAAAUGAAAACAAUUCCAACGCCAAUGAUCAAGUAUUAAACCAACAAGAAGUCAGCUGAACGGAAUUAUACAUAAUUAUACGCUUUUAUUAUUUUUCAAAAAGAAAUUGUAUUGAUUGUAUGUAAUUCCUGUUGGAGUGGCUUUUAAAACUUCCUGUAAUGGCAGAAAAAAAGUUGUUCCUACCGUAUUCACGCGAUAAGAAAAAAAAGAAAAAAAAAUUAAAAAAAAGGCCUAAUAUUUUUUCGAAGCUUUUUUGCAAUUGAUGCUAGCCAGUUUUUUGUCCUUUGAGUUUUAACCAGAAAUAAUCCUUCAUUUUUCUCUUUAACGAAGGUUCAAAAUGUAUUGAAUUUUCUUAAGUAUGCGAAAUUAUACAAAAAUCGAACCUUCAUGUACUUUGUUGUGCGCGUCAUUGGAACCGUCUUUGUCAACUUGAUGUAUUUUCGCGUUGAGGUUAACGUGAAGACGGUAUUAAUCCAAAGUUAACAGUGUAUAAUAACAUAUGUACAUGGGUGUGACUAGUAUUUUUGUAAAAUAACGUUGUAGACCGUGAAUAAAUGACGGGC